Messenger RNA from Andrographis paniculata, 1127 nucleotides. RefSeq lists its product as uncharacterized. The coding region runs from base 344 to 868 and encodes 174 amino acids. Gene Ontology annotation, cellular component: nucleus; cytoplasm; TRAPP complex. Gene Ontology annotation, biological process: endoplasmic reticulum to Golgi vesicle-mediated transport. The transcript has 6 exons. Lineage: Eukaryota; Viridiplantae; Streptophyta; Magnoliopsida; Lamiales; Acanthaceae. The record is from RefSeq and is a predicted model, not a curated record.
GUACUAAUUUCAGUCGGGGUCUAAUUUGCUGGUUAUUAAUUUCUGCUGGAGUUUACCACGUCAUAAAUAAAUAAAGAAAGAAAAAAUACACGCGCGCGCGUUGCUUAGUGGCGAGGCGACGCGAGAGUUUGGAACCGGAGAGCGGAGAGAUCGGAUUUGGACGGACGGGAUCGACAACUUUUGUCGUAGAAGCGCGUUGCGGAGAGAGAGAAAUCAAUCGUGUUUCACUCUUCACCAGCUAAGUUUGCUUAUUAUAUAUAUAUAUAUAUAUAUAUUAUUUGGUAUUGAUGUUUUCAUUUCCUUUCCUUUCCGCAAAAAUUACAUCACACAUCAAUCACAUCACAUGUUCGUUCGUUCGUGGAGGAUAGGAUCUGGUUUAGUUCAAGAAUUUCAUGCUAAAAAUCUGUUACUCAGAAGCUGGUGGAGAGAUGAUCGUCUGCGUCGCCGUCGUGGGUCACCAGGUGCUUCGAACAAUCCACUGUACAUCCAGAGUUUUACCGAGGCAGAUGAUGCGCUCAAGCUUCAUCACAUUGUUCAUUGUUCUCUGGACGCAGUUGAUGAGAGAGUGAACAACCCCAAAAAGUCAGGUCCAAUACUGAAUGAAGCGUUUCUUGGUUUGCUAUAUCCAACUGAAAAAUACAAAGUGUAUGGUUAUUUGACUAAUACUAAGGUGAAGUUCAUAUUUGUAACCACGGAUCUUGAUGUCCGAGAUGCAGAUGUGAGAAAUUUUUUCAGAAGGUUUCAUGCUGCCUAUGUUGAUGCAGUUUCAAAUCCCUUCCAUGUUCCAGAUAAAAAGAUAACUUCCAAGGUUUUUGCCGAACGAGUCAGCACCGUUGUCAAGUCCUUCGGACUAAGCCCAGCCAGUUGAAUGCUAACCUGAACAUCUCGGCUUACACAGCCAUGCUUCUGUUUUUGACUUGGGGAUCUUUGAAUUAUACUUGACCUCUGAAAAAUGCAGUGUUACUGCAAAUGUUGUGCAUAAACAAUUUAUUGAAAAGAGGAUUAGGUAACUUUGUAGCUUUAAUUUACUUUUUUUGUAGUCCAUAAUAUUGUUACUGUCAGUGUAUUUUGAGUUUCUAUGGGAAAUUGGCACGACUUUACAGUGUUGAAAGAAGACAUUAAGAGAA